AUGCAGCGCAGAUAUCUGCUGCUCGCAUCCGUGCAGGCCGCAGUCCUGCGCGGCGGCGCAGACGUCGUUGGGCGCUCCUUAAUACCGGCGGAAGCCUACGCGCUUGACGUAGAGGCGACGAAUGUGUAUCGGCUGCUCGAGGCGUCCGCCGGCAGCGAGACCACGCCUGAGAUCAUCGUCCUCAAGUGCACGGCGGACUACUUCAUCUGGGCACCCAUCGCCAACACUUUAUACUUGGUCCUCGUGCCGCUGCUCAUGGGCCAAACGCCCGCCGCCGCCUUCCAAAUCAUGCUCGACGGGUUUGGGGCAGUCUCCUUGCUCGAGCUCUGCAUUUGGACGCCAUACAACCUGCUGUCGUUCCGCUUCCUCCCCCUCGAGCUGCGCCCGCCCACGCAGUCCGCUCUCGCUGCGCUCUUCACGAUCGGGUUGAGCUUGUACUGCUGA
This is a messenger RNA of Emiliania huxleyi CCMP1516, 444 nucleotides long. RefSeq lists its product as hypothetical. The transcript is spliced from 2 exons. Gene Ontology annotation, cellular component: membrane. Lineage: Eukaryota; Haptophyta; Isochrysidales; Noelaerhabdaceae. The coding region runs from base 1 to 444 and encodes 147 amino acids. The record is from RefSeq and is a predicted model, not a curated record.